Cherax quadricarinatus is the source of this 475-nucleotide messenger RNA. NCBI's taxonomy places the organism in Eukaryota, Metazoa, Arthropoda, Malacostraca, Decapoda, Parastacidae. The record is from RefSeq and is a predicted model, not a curated record.
CUUCCAUUCCAUCACCAUGUUUAAGACAGUGAUCUCUGUGUUGGCCAUCUUCCUGUUUGUGGCCUCUACCAUGGCCAGUCCCAUGCCUGAGCCUGGCUACCUUCGCUAUGGUGGCUAUGGUGGCUAUGGUGGCUAUGGUGGCUAUGGUGGCUAUGGUGGCUAUGGAUAUGGGGGCUAUGGAGGCGGAUACGGCUAUGGCGGUGGAUAUGGUGGAUAUGGAGGCCAUGGAUUCGGCUAUGGUGGCUAUGGUGGUUAUGGACGUUAAGGAGGGACGUACACACCUGGAGACACCUGGAGAGGCUUUCUGGGGUCAGUGGCCCCCCCCGGCCCGGUCUGUGACCAUGGCUGACGUAACAUAAACUCUGGUCUCGACUUACGCCAAUAAUCCCGACUUACUUUUCCUUUAUCCUCCGCCUUUACCUCUGUAAUAAAAACAUUUAUAUUUUUUUCUGAGAUAAUAAACGAGUUAUUUAAA